AGGAACCAACUUUGUUUGCUUUCCUGAUUCCUUAUGGAAACUCUAACACAAAGACUCACAGAAACAGCCUUUGAGGGAGUCAUGGGCAGCAACGUACAAUAAAGAAACCGUGUCCAUCCACCCAACCAAUGGUGGUUUAAUGCAUUUAGAGCGCUCUCUCUCUCUCUCUCUCUCUAUGUAUAUCUUCCACUAUUCAUUCAUUCAUUCAUUCAUUCAUUCAUUCAUUCAUGCCUUCUUCUCCAAGCUCACAGCUCCUCCUCUUGCGCCCUUUUCCAAACUGCGAGCCUCCAGUCUCUUUCUCUUGUUCAGUUCUUGGUCCUUGAAGAAAAAAAAAAUGCAUUUCUUAACCGCCGCGAAGAGCAUGCUUUGCCUUUCCUCUCUUCUACUACUCGUGGUUCCUUGUCCCUUGGGCCAAGCUGCAGGAGGCAAGCUUCUGGAGCAUUGUGGGUUCACCUCCAUCUACUGCUUCGGAGACUCCACGUUCGACAGCGGGAACGCCCUGGCCGAGUUCCCCGGUGGGCCCAUGGGCCGAUUCCCUUACGGCGUCACCAUCCAUCGUGCUACCGGCCGCUUCUCCGAUGGCUACACCAUCAUCGACUGCGUAGCCGAGGCGGCCGGGGUUCCUCCCCUGAACCCGUAUUUGAAGAGAGACGUGGAGCACUCGAAAGGAGCCAACUUUGCGGUGGGAGGAGUGGGGCUUUUGUCCAAGGAAGCUCGAGCCAAAUGGCACGUCAGGUUGCCCUUCUCCAAUAGCAGCGUGGACAUCCAGCUCAAGUGGUUCGACCGGCACCUCAACCAGGCCUACAGAAAUCAAACCGCCCGUCGGGAGCGCGUGGAUUCAUCACUGUUGGUGCUUGGUGGAGCCGGCAACGACUACGCCAACAUAGACCUCAAAUUCAGUUCUCUCCCUCGGGUCGACCAAAUGAAGCGAAUCAUGCCCGAUCUCUUGGCAACCACUGAGGCUUACGUCAAGAAGCUGAUAACUGAGUAUGGAGCCAGGCAGCGGCGGAUCCAGGAUAUAGUAGAGCACUGGGCCGUAUUUGAAUAGAAAAUUAGAAACCGUUAAAAAAAUGAUAGCUAUAAUUUUCAUUACAAUGUCAAUUGUACAUGACGAUUUUUUAUUUAGAAAAUUCAUAAAAUAAUUGAAUCUUCAUCCAUAACAAUAACAUACUCUUUCUCAAAGAAAAUAGUUAAGCAAUCCGCGGGAAAUUCAUCGCUCAUUUUGUUGCUUAAAUAAGUUUCACAUGUUUCAUUGUUGAAAAUAUUCUCUCCGUAGUAGCCGUUGGAACGAGCUAGGUUAACACUAGACGAAUCAACCGACAAAUCAAUGUGUAGUAUGUAUCCAUCCUUGUUUCCACCAGCUUCUCUAGUAAUUUUGCAAGAGAAGAAACUUCAUAUUCUUGGCUAUGAACCACAUGAGUGGUGUAAUAUCGUAGAUCAUUCUUCAAAGAAUGCAUCUAAUAGCCUUCGAAGUCUCGAUGAUAAACUCUUGAGCAAGUUUGUAAAUAUUUUCUUCAUAAAAAAUCAAAAAUAACUUUUAGGAUCUAGUGAACCCCUCAACCGAAGCAAUUUAAAUGAUGACUCAACAAGUUUGUUAAUAUUUUUUUCAUCAAAAGACUGGAAAGAAAAUCAGCUCCUGACGAACUAGCGAAGGAAUCCGUUUCAGGUUCGUUCGUCUCAUCGUUCUAAUUUUUUUUUGGAAUUGGAGGAAUUUUUUGGGGUUUGACAGAGUGUUUGAGGUUUAGUUUAGAGUUUUUAUUUCAAUUAAACUUUCGACUUUUAGUCUGUUACGAGUAAGACUUUUAAGUUUCAUUAUUCAUUUUAUUCUUUUCAAAUGAAAAUUAUUUGGGCUAGAAUUUUUAGUCUAAAUUGAGAGUAGUGGUUUGGAUAUGUUUAUUUAUACUAUUUUUCAAGUUACACAAAAUCUUAUUAUCAAAUAAUACUGGACCGAAUUU
Molecule: messenger RNA, 1955 nt
Organism: Linum trigynum
Lineage: Eukaryota; Viridiplantae; Streptophyta; Magnoliopsida; Malpighiales; Linaceae
Source: the annotation of a GenBank genome assembly